AUGGACUGCAACUGUGUCAGUGAUCUGCUGCUGCCCCCGGUGCCCACCCUGUGGACGCCAGGUCAGUUCAUCAAACCAUCUUCACUGUGCAAUGGCUUUGCUUUCCCAGACUGGGCCUACAAGCCGGAGUCCAGCCCUGGGUCCAGACAGAUCCAAUUGUGGCACUUCAUUUUGGAGUUGCUGCAGAAGGAGGAGUACCAGGGGGUGAUCGCGUGGCAGGGCGACUACGGCGAGUUUGUCAUCAAAGACCCCGAUGAGGUGGCCCGGCUGUGGGGGAUCAGGAAGUGCAAGCCCCACAUGAACUAUGACAAGCUGAGCCGAGCGUUGAGGUAUUACUACAACAAGCGCAUUUUGCACAAGACCAAAGGGAAACGCUUCACGUACAAGUUCAACUUCAGUAAAGUGGUGUUGGUCAACUACCCCAUUCUGGACAUGGCCAACUCCCCGUUCUUUCUGGCCCAGAAUCACUUCAAUGGAGGCUCCACUGCUCCAGACUGUAGUCCAGAGGCCAUACAGUCGCUGUUUCCGCGUUUGCCAGACUCCAGCAGAGCCACUUCCCUGUUUGAUCGAGGCAGCGCUGCACCAGGGCCUGAAGGAGACAAGCUGAGGCUGGACUCGCUGCCUUUCCUGGGUUCAGGUGCACCAUGCUACUCCAAACCCCCGUCUCUGCUGGGUCCCUACCCGCGGAGCCCACCCUUCGACUAUCCAUGGGGCUUCAACCCGUAUCUCCCAGGGGCCUUCUCUCUCAACAACUGCCCCAAACUGCCCCCUGGCUCCCUGUACCCCUCCCAAUUCUACCCCAAUCCUUUACAAAGCAGCCUCUCCCAGCUGCCUAACCCUUUCUCCUCACUGCUGCCCCCGGGGGAGGCAGGCGAUCGGGGCCAAACGGGUGGGACAAACGGCUCAGCGGGUGGUCAGCCCCCCAGACUGCUCCUCCCUCCGUACCCGGGGAGCCUGCCUUUGGGGCGCUCAGACAUCGGAAACGGGACCGCACUGGGAGACAGAGAGAGCGGAGAGCCUACUACACCCGUCCUGGGACUGGCUGGCGUCGGGACAGGCAGCGACAGUCCCACAGAGAGGAGGAGCGGAGGAGGGGGGGUGAAGGCGGACCCCGAAUCGGACUCAGAUCUGGAAAUAACAGAUCUAAGCGACUGCAGCUCGGACAACGAAGACUUCAACGUGGGGAAAGGUUUGAGUCGAGACAGGCCCCAGAUCGUUUUGGAUGGGAAGAAGGGGAGCAUUCAGCCUCCCAUCUCUCACCCGCUGAAGAGCCUGCUUCCAGUCACCCCUCCGCCCUCUCUGCCACCAUCACUCUCCCCAUCUUUAGCUCUACACGACAGGCACAGGGAGACGGACGCUCUCAAAAUGAUACCCAGCUAA
Knipowitschia caucasica is the source of this 1380-nucleotide messenger RNA. NCBI's taxonomy places the organism in Eukaryota, Metazoa, Chordata, Actinopteri, Gobiiformes, Gobiidae. The record is from the annotation of a GenBank genome assembly.